AUGAAUAACGGCAGUGCACCUGAUACAGUAACUGGCGGAAAAACUCUUGAACUCACCGAAUAUGACCGGUACCGACGUCCACAUAAAGCCAUUUCGGAUUUAACGGAAAUACGAAUCAGUACGCGAAUGCUUUCAUCUGAAUUAUGUUGUCCAAUAUGUCUAGAUUUGUUGACAACAACGAUGACAACAAAAGAAUGUUUGCAUCGAUUUUGCAGCGAAUGUAUCACGACUGCGUUACUCCGAGGUAACAAGGAAUGUCCUACGUGUCGGAAAAAAUUAGUGUCUAAACGAUCGCUUCGUCCUGACCCGAACUUUGAUGCAUUAAUCAAUAAAAUUUGGCCAGAUCGACAAAUUUAUGAACAAAUGCAACAGAAAGCAAUGGAAAUGUUUCAUCAACAGAGUAACGUAGAAGCAUUACAAAAGAGUAUUGAAGCAGGCAUGAAAGCGCAAGCUGCUAAUCGCCGCCAGCGUGUACAAGGCUCAUAUGACUAUGAAAAAAGAAAACGGCGCCCUCGCAGUGAUGUUCAUGACCGUUCUUACUAUAAUUCUCCUGAUAGUAAUUCGCCAGAAGGCAGUGGUGAAGGCGAUGAGAACGAUUUGCAUGCAAGACACGAUGAAUCGGUUUCUGGGGCACAUACCUCUGCUAGCAGUAUUGUCAACCUUGUCAGUGCAGCUAAUGGCAGGAUUAGUUCACGAGCUCAUUCGCAUCGAGAUAUUUCAAGCAGCAAUACAGAUUCUGAUUCUCUCUCUUCGACCACUAAUACGUCUGAUACGACGGAUACGUCUGACUCGUCAAGCAGUAUUUCGGCUCCUACGCUACCAAAUUCUAUUGCCAAUGUGGAUGGUCAUCCUCUUGUACCACCACUUAAUGCAUGUACACUAAAAGAUCGCAUGCACAAAUGGCUUGCUGAAAAUCCGUCAUCACCUUUAACUCCUGAUGAAGGGAUGGGCGAACAACUGGAAAGACGACUGGAUGAAGAUAUUGAUUUUGCGGUUACACGUACAGAUGGUGAAUUUAUUGAGAUUGAAGCCGAGUUGUUACCUGCAAAAUCACUAUUCAAACGGCCGAGCGUGGCGUCAUCGUUAUUAAAUCGACGUUAUAUUCGAACAAGAGAGGAUACUACCAUGGAACAUCUUGGUGAAUUCCUAUAUCAAGUGUGUAGUGCCGAGUAUCGAGAAAGGCAACAGAAAAAUUCAUCUGAGGGGUCAAAGGAUUUUUCUAUUGAAAAUACUAUUACUUCCUCUUCAAUACAGCAGUCCUGUGCAAGUGUUGUACAGCGACCCGAACAUUUUUAUGUCUAUAGUCGCGUUGGUGGCCGAAGUGUGAAUAAAAUAUUCGGCAAUGAGACGGUUCUGUCGGCACUGCAUACUCAAAGACGCGGGGAUCAUCUGAUGAUAUUUUUCGACAUCGCACCUUUGGAUCUGCAUAGCAAAUCUGUACUUGAGGAAAUUGUUUAUGAUGAUUAUUUAAAGUAGGAAGAUUUUGUUUCAUUUUUUAAGUAUAUAUGAAGAUCAACACAUGACACAUACUUUGCUACAUGAGAGGACGGUAAAUCGUUCUAGUCUAUAUAGUGACUUGCUGCUUAACGUGUUAAGUAAUUAAACAUUUUCACUUGUAACAGUUUAAAGCAUCAUGAACUGAUCGUGUGUUUGUAAAAUGGUAAUCGAUUCGAUUAUAUUUAUCAUGCAGGAGUGUAGAUCUAGCUAAUAUCGAGAAAUUCGUGACACUGAAAAUAUUGCAUAGCCAAUUAUAAUAUACUACGGUCAGUAAUUACAAGAAUGACAAUGACUUUUGUGUUGUGGUCGAGUAAGAUUGUUUCGUGGUCAAGUAAGACUAAUCCAACAGUUCUGAGCCCUGAUCUCGGUAUAUCGCAUGGAAAAGGCCCCAUUGCUGAAAUUACGCUGUUCGCUGGCAUUAAAUUACGCUAUUCAUACAUCGAUUAAAUAAGCUGUGGGAUAUAU
Loa loa (African eye worm) is the source of this 1962-nucleotide messenger RNA. Its product is annotated as ring finger protein 1. Bases 1 to 1476 code for a protein of 491 amino acids. Gene Ontology annotation, molecular function: ubiquitin protein ligase activity; chromatin binding. Gene Ontology annotation, cellular component: PcG protein complex; ubiquitin ligase complex. The record is from RefSeq and is a predicted model, not a curated record. Lineage: Eukaryota; Metazoa; Nematoda; Chromadorea; Rhabditida; Onchocercidae. The transcript has 12 exons.